AUGCAGCCAGGCGUCCGCUCUGAGAGGAGAAGAGACAAGUUAUUUGUGCAGAAGACUUCUUGUUCCAGAAGAGAACCAGCCUCUGCAUAUGGCCCUAAGUCGAUUGCGAUCUACCAGUCGAUUGCGAUCUACCAGUCGAUUGCGAUCUACCAGUCGAUUGCGAUCUACCAGUCGAUUGCGAUCUACCAGUCGAUUGCGAUCUACCAGUCGAUUGCGAUCUACCAGUCGAUUGCGAUCUACCAGUCGAUUGCGAUCUACCAGUCGAUUGCGAUCUACCAGUCCAUUGCGAUCUACCAGUCCAUUGCGAUCUACCAGUUCAUUGCGAUCUACCAGUCCAUUGCGAUCUACCAGUCAAUCGCAAAGAGGGCAGAGUUUCCUGUUGACUGA
This is a messenger RNA of Knipowitschia caucasica, 387 nucleotides long. The record is from the annotation of a GenBank genome assembly. Lineage: Eukaryota; Metazoa; Chordata; Actinopteri; Gobiiformes; Gobiidae.